This is a messenger RNA of Oncorhynchus gorbuscha (pink salmon), 1057 nucleotides long. Its product is annotated as dihydropteridine reductase-like. The transcript has 7 exons. Gene Ontology annotation, biological process: tetrahydrobiopterin biosynthetic process; L-phenylalanine catabolic process. The record is from RefSeq and is a predicted model, not a curated record. Gene Ontology annotation, molecular function: 6,7-dihydropteridine reductase activity; NADPH binding; NADH binding. Gene Ontology annotation, cellular component: cytoplasm. The coding region runs from base 145 to 861 and encodes 238 amino acids. Lineage: Eukaryota; Metazoa; Chordata; Actinopteri; Salmoniformes; Salmonidae.
GGCUGCGGUAACUAGUCACGAUCAGGUGGAAGAGCAAAGUCGGAACGGAGGAGUUUAUAGUCUAGUUCUAGAACUUACAACAGCCCCUUCUGUCCGCGGACAGACUACUGGACAUUAGUUAACGUACCAGACGAAGCUAUAGGUAUGGCGGCGGGAGAGGCACGAAAAGUCAUCAUCUACGGCGGGAAAGGAGCACUAGGAGCCACUUGUGUCCAAUACUUCAAGUCUAAAAACUGGUGGGUGGCUUGUAUUGACAUCAAUGCCAAUGAGGAGGCAAGUGCCAACAUCCUAGUCAAACCAACCGACUCCUUUACUGACCAGGCAGAACAGGUGACAGCGGAUGUGUUGUCGUUGCUAGGCGACCAGAAGGUGGAUGCCAUCCUGUGUGUGGCGGGAGGAUGGGCCGGAGGCAGCGCCAAGGCUAAAGCUCUCUAUAAGAACAGUGAUCUGAUGUGGAAGCAGAGUGUGUGGACGUCUACCAUUUCCAGUCACCUAGCAACCAGACACCUGAGAGAAGGGGGGCUGCUCACACUGUCUGGAGCUCAGGCUGCCCUGACCGGAACCCCAGGUAUGUUGGGUUAUGGUAUGGCGAAGGCAGCGGUCCACCAGCUGUGUCAGUCUCUAGCGGGAACCAACAGUGGCCUCCCUCCACAAGCUGCUGCUGUCACUAUACUACCCAUUACCUUGGAUACGCCUAUGAACAGGAAGUUCAUGCCUGACGCUGAUGUCACUUCCUGGACACCACUGGAAUAUGUGGCAGAAAUGUUCUACGGCUGGUCGACGGGAGAGAACCGACCGGCCUCCGGAACUCUGCUGCAGCUGGUGACAUCCCAGGGCCAGACACAGGCCACACCGAUGUAGAGGCGCACUCUUCCGCAAUCAUCUGCUCACUGUCCUCAAGAACUGAAAUUACCACAACACUACUUAAUGCUGGAUGCGUUCAAGCAGAUACAUUUUGUCUAGUCGGUCACCGCCUUUCAAAGUGCGUUGCAUUAUGGGGAUAAAAAUAGUUCGACAUGUGCCUACAUAUCGAUUGCAUGAACUCUACAAAUGUUUU